AUGAAUUUUCACCCAGUUUAUACUUAAACUCGGAAAUAAAUUAACUGUGUUCUGUAUUAAUAAAUUAUUACUAAUAUCUUAGAUAUGAACUUUGUUAUCCUGUUGUUGAUUUAAUACUUGAGCUGCCCUGAGGAAAGGAGAUGGAAUCUUAAUAUUAUUAUAGUUAAAAUCGAUUACUUUAUAAGGAGUUAUACCAUCAAUUUCAAAUACCUUUAGAUUUGGAUUAUGGUCAAAAUUUAAUCCCUUAACAAGUAAUCUUUUAGUUGGAAGCGCGGGAUUGUUUGAUAAUCAUCGAAAUCAUUUACAUAGUGCAGUUGAAGAAUCAUCUUUAAAUUUCAAUCUAAUAUAUUAUGAUUGCAUAGAUUAUUCUUUUGAGAAAACCUCUAAAACAAUAGAUGUAAAACCAUAAGAAUACGAAAAUAUUUGGUAAGAUUGUUAAAUUUUACAAUCAUCUUUGUAAGAAAGAUUUGAAUUAAUUUUUAUACACCAAUAGAAAUCUAUGAGAGAAAACUUGAAAAUCAAACAACCUUCGAAGUAUCAAAGUUUAAAGUUAAUUUUUGUGGUGGCAUGA
This is a messenger RNA of Paramecium pentaurelia, 571 nucleotides long. NCBI's taxonomy places the organism in Eukaryota, Ciliophora, Oligohymenophorea, Peniculida, Parameciidae. The record is from the annotation of a GenBank genome assembly.